Messenger RNA from Heteronotia binoei (common prickly gecko), 846 nucleotides. RefSeq names its product interleukin-18-like. Gene Ontology annotation, molecular function: cytokine activity. Gene Ontology annotation, biological process: inflammatory response; immune response. NCBI's taxonomy places the organism in Eukaryota, Metazoa, Chordata, Lepidosauria, Squamata, Gekkonidae. The record is from RefSeq and is a predicted model, not a curated record. Bases 71 to 709 code for a protein of 212 amino acids. The transcript is spliced from 5 exons.
AAGCCGGCGCUGAGUCCUGCAUCCCGGCAGACGCUUGCCGGGUAACCUGGAGCUGCUGCUGCUGCUGCAGAUGGCUUCGAGCGAGGCGGCGGCGGGAGGCAGAGCAAAGGAAGACAAUGGCCUGAUUCGUGUGUUUCCAGUGUGUUUAGAAGGCGACGGGACACUCUCCUUCCGAGGCCUAGAAUCUGACCACUUUAGGAAGUCUCGAAAUACUUCAAACCUGCAGAUCUUCCGAAACAUAGAGAAUUACAUUCUGUUAGUGAAGCCAGAAAAUCCAGAAAACCAGGAGGCAGUAUUUGAGGAUAUGACAACGCAGGACGGGAAUGACGAGUCUGGGAUCAGGUUCACGAUCCACAGUUACGACGACACGGUGCCCAGAGGGAAGACUGUGGCCUUAACCACGAGGAAGAACAACAAAACCUACUGCUUGUGUGCUGAGAAGCAAGCCAACGGAGAGCUGCGGGUGGCAUUCCCGGAAAGAAACAUCCCGGAACGCAUUUCGGGAGAGACCAGUGACAUCAUCUUCUUCCAAAUCCCGUUUUCAGAAGGCGACAGCAAAUUCUUCAAAUUUGAGUCCACGCUGGAGCGGGGCUAUUUCCUUGCCUUUGAGAGAGGGGAGGGCAGCCACACCAGGAGACUGGUCAUGAAAAGGGUGCUGGCAAAAGACGAGGUGGACGAAACCAUGAAGCUGUUCCCUUCCUCGCGUUAGCGCUUUUCGCCUGGAGCCAAGCCAUGGUUCGUGCCACUUCCAGACACAUUCAGUUGCAUCCUUCUUCAGCAAAACUGUGUGGGUUGGUGGGAAAUACUUCAUCAGCACUCAUAUUAAAACCUGUACAAGACUGAUAA